GUUGUGAGCUUUGCCAGUCUGAAGUACGACCGCUCUUACAGCUGGAUGGUGCUGUGCGUGCUGUGGUGCUCCAUCGCUCAGUCCAUCCUGCUGCCCAUGUUCCUCUGGGCAUGCGACCGCUACCGCGCAGACGUGCGCAUGGUCUGGGAGAAGUGUGUGGCCAUCAUGUCCAACGACGACGUGGACGAAGGUAAAACAGGCGAGGAGGGGGAGGUGGAGCAGGCCAGGCUCCUUCUGUCCACCACCUACCCCCUCCUACCCCUGGCUAUGGUGACUUCAUAACAUGAGGGUGGGGGGUGUAAGAGGUAGGGGGUAGAGGUUAGGGUAGGGGUCUGGAAGCCUGGUCCUGGAGAACUGGCAUAGGACCUGUGGUUUGGUGCCCUAUGGCCACAGGCAUUUGAUUGAGCCGGGGAUAAGGGUAGGGGUCUGCAACCCCCGGUCCUGGAGCCACUGCUGGCCCCUCACCUUUGGGGUUGUGCACUAUCAUAGCUUGGGCCUUGGUUGAUUUAUGAAUGGAUGAUUUGAUAGUCAUCUGUGAAUGGAUUCAGAAGAUAUAAAACUGGAUUUGAAUUCUGAAUCGGGCAAUUGAUUUACAUUGGGGGCGCCAUGUAGGAUUAUGGUGACGUUCCGUCGAAGUAGUACAUUUCAUGAUUUGAGCUUGAUUGAUUGUAGAUAAACUUAAACUGACAUAAGCAGGCCUAGAAGGUUCUCCGGGAGCAGGGUUGGAGAGAUCUUGUUUUGGGAGUGACGUCUGUUCAGCUUACAACCCUAGAUUUGAUUCAGUAUAUAUAAUUUUCCUUUAAUGUGGUCAUAUGUAGCCAUCCGGGGUCCUUAUGUGAUUGGUCUAAUUUGAUGUGGUCUAAUUUAUCAUGUGACCUAUCAUGUGACCUUUUUCUCCAAGUGGAGAGGAAGUGACCAAACAAAAGUGUCUGUAGGACUUAUAGCCACAUUUUGUGGUUUCAUUCUUAGUGGGCUCAUUUAAAAAGAGUGAAUUCUAUGCUAUGCUAUCAGACUGUUACAAGAUAUUGCUGGAAAAGCACAUACUUUCCCCGCAGAAUAUGACUUUGCUUUACUUGAAUGCAUUCAAACUGAAAUCUUCCUUGGCCUAGAACACCCUGACACAAGACGCAGAAAUAAAUAGAGAGGAUUUAUGAAGAUUACAACCAAAUCAAUACUGAAGGAAUAUAACUAGCUAAAAAGCGCAUUACAUUUCAGCACGAUGGUCAUAUUUCCAAUCCUAUGAGAUUCUGGUAUGCAUUUUUCUUAAAUCUAUGAUAUACAUCAAGGCAUGAUUGUACGCACACCUAUCAGGUUUUUGGACCAAUGUCAGCGUAUGAGUGUAAACAGAUACAGCCGGAUGACUAAAUAGUCUUUUGGAAAUGCAGUAAACUAUUCCUGUCCAUGUUGUCUGUAGGCCUAUGUAGUGACAAUAAGCAGUGACACCACAAGCAACCUCAUUCACACUAUUCCCUCAAAUUAUGCAAAUUAGGUACUUUUGACAGACCAAAAUGUCUUAAUGAUCCAAAGGGUACAUAUAAUAAUAUAAUAAUAAUAUAUUUACAAUUCAGAAAUACACAGACACUUACCCAAGUUUUGUCCCCCAUAUUAACUUUAAAGUUAGGUCACAUGAUAAAUGUAAUAGCCCCUAUAGUUUGUUCAUUGUGUAUUGGGUAGAUGUGAACUAUUCUAUAUUGAUAUGAGAUCAGAAUAAUAAUAAGAAACAUGAAAAAUCCUCAAUGUUAAAAACAUGCUAAUUGAAAUGAACCCUGUGAAAUAACUUGCCUUUUCUUGCAAUGAAAUUGUUUAAACUCAACUUGAUAUCACCCCUCUCCCCUCUUUCUAACCCCCAUACCUUUUGAUAACCUCCCUUUCUAUACGUCCAUCCAUGUUGAUUGUUUAGCAUAAGGCCAAAAAACUAAAACGUAGGACAAUGUAUUUUUUGUGUGAUUUUAAUGUUGCCAGCGCUCCUCUCUUUUUCCAGAGGGCUUGCCUUGUAUAUCACAAUACAGUUGUAUGUAUAAGGGUUGUUUCUUGUCUCCAAAGCUACUGACUUGCAUGCUAUGCUGCCUGUGCAAAUAGCCAAUCUCAUCCUCCAUCCUACCGGCCAACAUUUGCCCUAAGAUCAGCAUUUUACACCGAUCUCCAAUUGACCUCGCAUUGAAUCUAAUGCAAUUCUUCUUUUGAUCCUAAAUUUGCCUGACAAGUUAUACAGUAUGUAAAAUGAUUACUUGAAAGUAUUCCUUUGAUUUGUUGUAUUAUGGUUCUCACGAUAAGCCCCAUUGUUUUAAGGAUUAAUAUCAUUAUUUCUGGACAGGGUCUCUGAAUUUGGAAGGAGUUGUUUUGUGUUUUUCUAUUCGGUAAACGCCCACAGUCAUGAUUUUCAGUCAGUGAUUAUUUUCAAAUUCACUGUUCAACCCUCUGAGCUAUAGGGCAUUUUUGCCAUCUUGUUGCAGAGAUAAUUUAGUCACAAUCUACACCAUAAUGACCCACUGAGUGUUAUGUUCCCUGUUAUUCAGAACACUUCAGACUAUUACAAGUUCACAACAAUAUCGUAAAUUAUUUUCACAAAAGUAUAGAUCUGUGAUUGCCACAAAGACAAAACAAAAGCCACAAGUUAACUAGAAGAGUUGUGCAAUUUUGUGGCAAUAAUGCACAUAUAAUACAUUGUGAUAGUCUGAAGUAUUCUGAAAAAAGGAUAUGUAACACUCAAUGGUUCAUACUAGAAUAUUUUUUUUAUUAAAAAGAUAAUCUAUUAACUUUAAAGAAAUCUUUAAGGCUCAAAGUGAAAGAAUGUCUCGAGGCCUCGAGGGCUACAGUGACUCCUUUUUGAUUAGGAACUCCAAGUUUCCCAGCGGACACCCAAAAAAAAAGAGAAUAAAAGAGAAAGAUGAAUUGUCUCUAUUAUCUAUUCGUCUUGUCUGUCUGUCUGUCUGUGUAUUUUGAGUACGUUGGUCUUUAAUCCUGACGCGUAUGCUUUUCUGCAUUUUGCAGAAAACAGCCAAGAUGGAGGAAUUCAUGCGGACUUAAUAUAUGACAGACCAUAUGACUAUAGCUCCGCGGCUGAUAUCAUGACGGUAGACCGUAUUGCCAAGUACGAAUUCUCAACCUUAGAAAUGGGGGUCCCACAAGGGUAUCCAUUGCAACUACAGGAAGAUAAAAUGCAGUAUUUGCAGGUAUAUUUCCCUUGAUUUUUAUUAUUUCAUCAAUUGAUUUAUUUUUCACUUCAAAUACAGAUAACAAUGUGCAUGGUGAAAGAGGCCCUUCAGCCUACUAUAAUAUCUAUCUUAUUGUUUGAUCUUGCUGGAAUCAUUUUACAUUUUGCAAACUGAUAUUUCCUAUCUAGACAUGGCAUUGAAAGGUCAAAAAGCAUAUACCUGGCUGACUAAUGUUUGGCAAAUAUGACCAUCAGUAGUUUUCACCUUCAUUGUAGAUAAGUCUCUCUAAUGUGUAUAGGUGGGUCUUUCACAGACCUGCCACCUCUUAAUCGUAGUAUCACAAGUUAAACAUAGAAAUACUAGAAUAGUAUGAGGUGGUAGGGCUGAUGCUGACUUCCAAUAUCCUUGACUGAACCAUUAUGCUAAAACAAUGCAAAUGCUUGCUCAUGCUAAUGCUAUUUGGUCCUUUUGACUCCAAUUGAGUCCUAUUGACUCCAGACUCAAAGCAAGUCAGUUGUAGAGCUGUGAAAUGCUCCUCUUUGACAUAUUAUUAUGAACCCCAAUGCUGCUCUCCCAACAUGCAGUCUUCAAGAGCUCACAAACAACCAAACCACAACUGUGUGUGUGUGUGUGUGUGUGUGUGUGUGUGUGUGUGUGUGUGUGUGUGUGUGUGUGUGUGUGUGUGUGUGUGUGUGUGUGUGUGUGUGUGUGUGUGUGUGUGUGUGUGUGUGUGCGUGCUUGAGUAUGCGCACAAUGUGUGCGCGAGUGUGUGUGCGUGCAGUCGUGUGGCCCAAACAAAAAUUAACUAAAAGAGCAUAAUUACAGUAUUGGAGAGAAAAUGAAGGCUUUUGAAGGCUGAAUUUGGAGACCUAAACUAAGAAUGGCCAUGCCCCUUUUACCUGACACAACCCAGACUUACGGUCACCCCCGCAAGACAUCUACCACUGUGUCAUCUUUGUUCCAUUCUUUUGCAAAACAAUUACCCAAUUGGGCUUUCGACUACUCCAUGUAGCGCAAAUAGCUGCUAGCAAGACCACAUGUAACACAGCACAGUGUAAUGCUAACAAGAAAGUAGCACACAGGAGGUGUAGCCCUUAGAUUUAGCCAUCAAAUAUUUGUUAUUUUAUAAAUGGUUUAUGAUAAGAAUAUUCUUAUCAGGCAACUUGGACAUCAAAUCAGUAGGCCUAGCCAUGAAAUCUAUAGGCCUAUGAUAUGAUAUGAUAUGAUAUAGACUGAAAUUUGAUCUCCUGAUAGUUGAUAGUUACGCUCAUUCUAUUCUCUAGUAGGAUCGAGUCUAUUCUAUUUUUGGACAGUUAUUGAACAGAGAUGUAUACAGUAGCUAUCAUUUCACCACAUUGACUCAUUAAACCAUUGAUUCAGUUUUGUCUAAAUAGUGCAUCUUAUACACUGAGUGUACAAAACAUUAGGAACAACUUCCUAAUAUUGAAUUACACCCCCUUUUGCCCUCAGAAUAGCCUCAAUUCGUCAGGUCAGUGGCUCUAAAAGGUGUUGAAAGCGUUCCACAGGGAUGCUGGCCCAUGUUGACUCCGAUGCUUCCCACAGUUGUGUCAAGUUGGCUGGAUGUCCAUUGGGUGGUGGACCAUUCUUGAAACACACGGGUAACUGUUGAGCAUGAAAAACCAAGCAGCGUUGCAGUUCUUGAUACACUCAAACCGGUGCACCUGGCACCUACUACCAAACCCCAUUCAAAGGCACUUAGAUCUUUUGUCUUGCCCAUUUACCCUCUGAAUGGCACACAUACACAAUCCAUGUCUCAAGGCUUAAAAAUCCUUCUUUAACCUGUCUCCUCCCCUUCAUCUACACUGUUUGAAGUGGAUUUAACAAGUGACAUCAAUAAGGGAUCGUAGCUUUCACCUGGAUUCACUUGGUCAGUCUAUGUCAUGGAAAGAGUAGGUGUUCCUAAUGUUUUGUACACUCAGUGUGGAAUUGGUUAAGAUACAGUUUGUGUUUUAGCAGUCCAUACUGUAUAAUGGAAAAUAAUUAUCAAUAAAUAAUUAUCAAUAAAACAAAUGUGUUUGUAUUACAACUAAAUACAUGCAAGUCAUGGCAUUGAAACAUAUAUAUUAAGUACACAUUUUUGCCUACUAUUUGGGGUGCUACAAUUUGUCAAUACAAUUCAAGAAAUCAACUACAACAAAAAAAACAUAAACACGUGGCUCCAUUUAAGAAUUGUUGGUGCAAUUCUCAAAUGGCUUAUAUUUACAGAAUCAGACUUUUCAUUUGCUAUGUUGCAUCUCGUUGGGGUUACAUUCCCCAUCCUCCCCCUGUCAGUCCUCAUUUUCAACUACUACUCGUGCUUUGCUUCCCCCUGCUGGUCAAACUUCUCACUCAACGCUACUGUAUAGUCUGCUGUCUCAUUUCUGCAUUUACAAAAAGACACCACAUAGUGGCACUCUGAUAUUAGUUUUGUGCUGUGUAUCUUCUCAUUGACAAACCCAUACUAAAAGCUGACGUUAUGUCUCUCCUACUUAGUUCUCAGAACAAUGUGGAAUGUGAGUAUCAAUUUGGAAAGAAUGCCAUUUAGUCCGACAAGUUAGUUGUUAUAAUAGUGCUGUAUUAUGGCUUUAAUACUGUCAUAAUAGUUUCAAAAACAAAUACGUGUUAAUUGAGUUGCAUUAAUGACUCCUGUUAGAGAAGACAACAUUUGAUUAGAAAAUAGCCUAAUGUUUAACACCAAAUAAUUUAAAGAACUUUGCAUUUGUAGUUUUAGCAGUAAGAGAAACAAAAUGUAUUGCUGUUGUUUUUCAUUGAGAAUGUAUGACUGUAUAGCCAUUAUCAUAUGCAUAUUAUACAGGCCUAACCUUCUCCAUACAAGCUGAUGUUGUUGGUCUGUGUGUUGUGUUGCGCCAGGUACCCCCUACAAGAAGAUUCUCCCACGACGAAACCGACAUGUGGACCAGCGGCCAGAUCCCCUCCUACCUGCACCACUGGGGCUCCACGGAGGACGUGAUGGGAAUGGUCCACUACAACUCCAGCUUGCCACGCAACGAGAGACGCAGGAGCAGCCCGGUCUCCUACCGCGAGGAGAGCCACCCGCACCGCAAGCGCCGGCGCUCCGAGGAUAGUGGGCACAUGCUCAAGCAGCUGCCGCGGGGGAGUGGCGGCGAGCGCUACGAGGAGGCAGAUUUGCGCUGCUUCAGCCGCGACGAGGUCAUCAACUUUAUCGAUGAGACCCCGCUUCCCAGCCCCAUGAAGAGCCCACGCCGCACCUCCACCAUUUCCCUCAUCCCAGACGUCUACGAGCAGCACAUCAUCUUGUACCCGCAUUUCCCACUCACCGAUUUUGAGCGUGAGCCCCAUGCCCUGCGGCGCCUCUCGGAGCACGGUAGGAGCUGUAGUCGGGGAGGGUCGCCAGAUGGCUCACACAGGGCAGACAGGGCGUGCGGUGGGGAAAGCUCCGGGGUGUGCCGUUCAGGUUCCCUCCGUGAGCACCGGCGGGAGGGGUGGCGCCAAGGCGAACUAGUCCCCACAGGGCAAAGCCUGCGGACUGGGGAGCACUCGUCUCACAGGCCCAGCAGGACAGGAGCCCACGGAGCUGGGCCCGACUGGGGGGAACACAAGCACCUGACUACGGGAGACAGUAAAGGAAGCACAAAUAGUUUUAUAAGCUCACCUUCUGCAUCAGCCUCUAGAUAUAUCACAUUUCACUCAGAUUCCAUAGGAUCUGCCACCUAG
Molecule: messenger RNA, 6851 nt
Organism: Coregonus sp. 'balchen'
Lineage: Eukaryota; Metazoa; Chordata; Actinopteri; Salmoniformes; Salmonidae
Source: the annotation of a GenBank genome assembly